UUCUCCUCUCCCGCCGGCGCCGGAGCCGCCACGCCGCCGCCAUGGAGCUCAUCACCAUCCUGGAGAAGACGGUCUCGCCGGACCGCUCCGAGCUUGAGGCGGCGCAGAAGUUCCUGGAGCAGGCAGCGAUCGAGAACCUGCCAACCUUCCUGGUGGAACUGUCCAGAGUCCUGGCAAACCCUGGCAACAGCCAGGUGGCUCGGGUGGCGGCCGGCCUGCAGAUCAAGAACUCCCUGACCUCCAAGGACCCCGACAUCAAGGCCCAGUACCAGCAGCGAUGGUUGGCCAUCGACACCAACGCCCGCAGGGAGGUCAAGAACUACGUUUUGCAGACCUUGGGCACAGAAACCUACAGGCCCAGCUCGGCCUCCCAGUGCGUGGCCGGCAUCGCCUGCGCCGAGAUCCCCAUGAACCAGUGGCCUGAGCUCAUCCCCCAGCUGGUGACCAACGUGACCAACCAGCACAGCACGGAGCACAUGAAGGAGUCAACGUUGGAGGCCAUUGGCUACAUCUGCCAGGACAUUGACCCAGAGCAGCUUCAGGACAAAUCCAAUGAGAUCCUGACAGCCAUCAUCCAGGGAAUGAGGAAGGAGGAACCCAGCAACAAUGUGAAGCUAGCAGCCACCAAUGCACUCCUCAACUCGUUGGAAUUCACCAAAGCAAACUUUGACAAAGAGUCUGAAAGGCACUUUAUUAUGCAAGUAGUCUGUGAAGCAACUCAGUGUCCAGACACAAGGGUACGAGUGGCUGCCUUACAGAAUCUGGUGAAGAUCAUGUCCCUCUACUAUCAGUACAUGGAGACCUACAUGGGGCCUGCCCUCUUUGCUAUCACAAUUGAAGCAAUGAAAAGUGACAUAGAUGAGGUGGCCCUGCAGGGAAUAGAGUUCUGGUCCAAUGUCUGUGAUGAGGAGAUGGACCUGGCCAUAGAAGCAUCUGAGGCAGCAGAGCAGGGAAGGCCUCCAGAGCACACCAGCAAAUUUUAUGCCAAGGGAGCACUGCAAUAUUUGGUCCCAAUCCUGACCCAGACCUUAACAAAACAGGAUGAAAAUGAUGAUGAUGAUGACUGGAACCCCUGCAAAGCAGCAGGAGUCUGCCUGAUGCUGCUGGCCACCUGCUGUGAGGAUGACAUUGUGCCCCACGUGCUGCCCUUCAUCAAGGAGCACAUCAAGAACCCAGACUGGAGGUACAGAGAUGCAGCUGUGCUGGCUUUUGGCAGCAUCUUGGAAGGACCAGAGCCAAACCAGCUCAAACCAUUGGUGAUCCAGGCCAUGCCCACCCUGAUCGAGCUGAUGAAGGACCCCAGCGUGGUGGUGCGCGACACAACCGCCUGGACCGUGGGCAGGAUCUGCGAGAUGCUGCCCGAGGCUGCCAUCAACGACAUCUACCUGGCCCCCCUGCUGCAGUGCCUGAUGGAGGGGCUGAGUGCUGAGCCCAGGGUGGCCUCCAAUGUCUGCUGGGCCUUCUCCAGCCUUGCUGAAGCUGCCUAUGAAGCUGCAGAUGUAGCUGAUGAUCAGGAGGAGCCAGCAACCUACUGCUUGUCCUCUUCCUUUGAGCUGAUAGUGCAGAAGCUGCUGGAGACUGCAGACAGACCUGAUGGCCACCAGAACAACCUGAGGAGCUCUGCUUAUGAGUCCCUGAUGGAGAUAGUGAAGAACAGUGCCAAGGAUUGCUACCCUGCUGUGCAGAAGACCACUCUGGUCAUCAUGGAGAGACUGCAGCAAGUGCUGCAGAUGGAGUCUCACAUCCAGAGCACUUCUGACAGGAUCCAGUUCAAUGAUCUCCAGUCUCUGCUUUGUGCUACUCUCCAGAACGUCCUGAGGAAGGUGCAGCACCAGGAUGCUCUGCAGAUCUCUGAUGUGGUGAUGGCUUCCCUGCUGAGGAUGUUCCAGAGCACAGCAGGCUCAGGGGUGGUGCAGGAGGAUGCCCUGAUGGCUGUGGGCACCCUGGUGGAAGUCCUAGGUGGGGAGUUCCUGAAGUACAUGGAUGCCUUCAAACCCUUCCUGGGCAUUGGCCUCAAGAACUAUGCUGAGUACCAGGUCUGCCUGGCCACUGUGGGCCUGGUUGGGGACCUGUGCAGGGCCCUGCAGUCCAACAUCCUGCCCUUCUGUGACGAGGUGAUGCAGCUGCUCCUGGAGAACCUGGGGAAUGAGAAUGUCCACAGGUCUGUGAAGCCUCAGAUCCUCUCUGUCUUUGGGGACAUUGCCCUGGCCAUUGGGGGAGAGUUCAAGAAGUACCUGGAGGUUGUCCUCAACACCCUGCAGCAGGCCUCCCAGGCCCAGGUGGAUAAGUCUGACUAUGACAUGGUGGACUACCUGAAUGAGCUGAGGGAGGGCUGCCUGGAAGCCUACACUGGCAUUGUCCAGGGCCUGAAGGGAGACCAAGAGAAUGUUCACCCUGAUGUGAUGCUGGUGCAGCCCAGAGUGGAAUUCAUCCUGUCUUACAUUGACCACAUUGCUGGAGAUGCAGACCACACUGAUGGGGUGGUGGCCUGUGCUGCUGGGCUCAUAGGGGAUCUGUGCACAGCCUUUGGCAAGGACGUGCUGAAGCUGGUGGAGGCCAGGCCCAUGAUCCACGAGCUGCUCACCGAGGGCAGGAGGUCCAAGACGAACAAAACCAAGACCCUGGCGACCUGGGCCACGAAAGAGCUGAGGAAGCUGAAGAACCAAGCUUGGUAA
Dryobates pubescens (Downy woodpecker) is the source of this 2675-nucleotide messenger RNA. It is a transcript of the gene KPNB1, whose product is annotated as karyopherin subunit beta 1. Gene Ontology annotation, biological process: protein import into nucleus. NCBI's taxonomy places the organism in Eukaryota, Metazoa, Chordata, Aves, Piciformes, Picidae. The coding region runs from base 42 to 2675 and encodes 877 amino acids. The transcript has 21 exons. Gene Ontology annotation, molecular function: small GTPase binding; nuclear import signal receptor activity. The record is from RefSeq and is a predicted model, not a curated record. Gene Ontology annotation, cellular component: nucleus; cytoplasm.